ACAUGUGCUGCAGCUGGUGGGGGGUAUGGUGAAUAUCUGGGGAUUAUGUGGGUACAACUUUUAGGUUGUUCCGGAUCACCUACACCUACCUGCGUCUGAUGAUUGUGUGCUGACUCUCUGCUGAACGUUCUGGUGAUACAGUCCGAGGCUUCGCUUCAAACACACACUUUGCAUAAGAGGAUUAAAUUAUUUCUUACAUUUAUCUGCUAGCUGGCGUGGUAGGUGUGGGAACACAGUUAGUUGCAGCAGAAUUACUGAACGAACCAGGCACACCCAGAAUUCCAGAAAGUUUUUGCAAGUCAUGGCCGCCAAAGCAAAGUUGAUCUAUUUCGAUGGUCGAGGUAGAGGUGAAAUCAUUCGUUUCACUCUUGCGGCUGCAGGAGUCGAGUUUGAAGAAGUCUUUCUGACAGAGAGGGAACAGUUCCUGAAACUUCGAGAUGAUGGUGAACUCUUGUUCAAUCAAGUACCUGCUCUCAUGAUAGAUGGACUGAAGCUCGUCCAGGUCGGUGCUAUCUGUAGAUACAUCGCUCAAAAACAUGGACUAAUGGGCAAAUCGGUUGAAGAAUCUGCAAUGGUGGAUAUGUUGUUUGAGGCCUACAAAGAUUUCAUCGGAAUUGGUGUCUUGGGAGUACAGUUUAAGAAGACUGAAGAAGAGAAGCAGCAAGACAUAGAAAUGAUCGCAAAGAGAUCUAAGGAGCGAUAUGUGCCCAUGUUUGAAAAGAUCUACGAGAAGAGUACCUCUGGGUUCCUUGUUGGAGACUCGUUGACUCUGGCAGACCUUUGUUGGUUGGAAGUUUUUCUGUGGGUUGUUGAGUUAGUACCAGAGUUGUCUUCCAGUUUCCCGCGUAUGACUGCUUUUGUGAGUAAGAUCUCGUCUCAGCCAAGAGUCAGCGCUUUUUUGAAAGGACCUCAGAGGCACUCCCCGCCUGACCAGCCGUACGUCGCUACAGUCAGGAAGGUGCUGCAAUUUUAGUUAACCAGCAUUGCUCAAACUUAACAUACAAAUACAAUGUCUGGUGGGUCUAACAGUGAAUAUUCCCCACUUUUAAAAAUCAAUACCAACAAAUUUAUUUGUUUUUGUGUUAGUGAUGACAAGUUAAUUAAUAUUUCUUUGUUUGAAUGUUUAUUGUAUUGUUAAAUACUCUUCUAAGAAAGAAACAAGAUCCAGGCAAUAAUUAUAAACCAAAAUCAUGAAACAAUAACAAAUAAAUUUUAAGAAAUCCAUUCUAGGGGUAGAAUCUCUUUGCAAUUUUUGUAUCAUAAGUUUCCAAAUUUAACUAUCUUUGUUCAUCGUUCAACAAUCUGAGGCUGAAUCUUCAUUUGGAAGUGUUUUUUAUGCCCCGCAGUUGGCAAAGCCAUCCAAGGGGCAUACUGUGUCUGACAUGUCUUUCCAUUGAUGUUUGCAACCAUUGACCGUAACUCGAGAAGGACUUUGCAUAUCAACUCCAAACAUUGUGUGCGGGUUGGUCUUUAAAAUCCCCCAGAAGCCUAUUGUUUUGGGACCCCUACCUCAGGUAUCAAGGAUUAAUUGUGUUUACCAAUAACCACUUCGUUUCUUUUUUGUCUAAAAGAUAUUGCACUGAAUUGAAAGUAUUCCUCCUAAAUUCAAAGUUUUGUAUUCAUAUAUUCCUAAGCAGCUUGUAUUAGAAACAUAGAUGACUCGUAAAUCAUCACCCUAUUUGUAUUUUGCUAAAAGCUAGCUCAGUUCCUUGACUUUUAUUAAAAAACUUAAGUGUAUCGAAAGUUAUUGGCUUUUCUAAAACUAGUUAGUUUUACCAAUGUGCAUUAUUGUAUUGUAUGACAGCAUUGGAAUAAAUGUUACUGAAUUAAUAUA
This is a messenger RNA of Asterias rubens (European starfish), 1834 nucleotides long. Its product is annotated as glutathione S-transferase A4-like. NCBI's taxonomy places the organism in Eukaryota, Metazoa, Echinodermata, Asteroidea, Forcipulatida, Asteriidae. Bases 302 to 973 code for a protein of 223 amino acids. Gene Ontology annotation, molecular function: glutathione transferase activity. The transcript is spliced from 6 exons. The record is from RefSeq and is a predicted model, not a curated record. Gene Ontology annotation, biological process: glutathione metabolic process.